This is a messenger RNA of Babjeviella inositovora NRRL Y-12698, 1230 nucleotides long. RefSeq names its product CDP-diacylglycerol-serine O-phosphatidyltransferase (gene CHO1). Gene Ontology annotation, biological process: phospholipid biosynthetic process. The record is from RefSeq and is a predicted model, not a curated record. Lineage: Eukaryota; Fungi; Ascomycota; Pichiomycetes; Serinales. Bases 221 to 1021 code for a protein of 266 amino acids. Gene Ontology annotation, cellular component: membrane. Gene Ontology annotation, molecular function: phosphotransferase activity, for other substituted phosphate groups. The transcript has a single exon.
CUUCAGGGUAUGUAUUACACGCACGGAAAGUGGACAAAACGGCUUUAAUCGGUUUUUUUCUCUCACUCUGUUUGCGCUUGCUGUGGGGGAGGCUGGGUCCAACUUCUUAUUUUGUUGGAUUGCUGCGUGCCCCUAGAGACCGCUCAAUUAUAUAAAGUAGACAUCUAGGAACCGUAGUACUGUAACUACAAGAUCUUAAACCAUCCUCCGAUAAAUUAAGAUGCCUUCCAGCCCCCCACCCAACGCUGUGUCCUCCGCCAUUGAGAGCGGUGACGAAGCUGACUUCGAAUUGAAGGCCAGAGCACCAAUCAGACGUUCCUCGUCUCUCUUCUCUUUGUCCUCUUUUCACGAGGAACCAUUGCCCCCACCUGAGGAAAAGGACUUCAUUGCCUUUGACUUGGAUGACAGACACUUUUCCCUUGUCAGGAACUUGCACAUGGCUGAUUUCAUUACGUUGCUCAACGGGUUCUCGGGAUUCUACUCCAUCAUCUCUUGUUUGAGAUACACCUUGACGGGUUCCACGCAUUACGUCCAGAGAGCCCAUAUCUUCAUUGGAUUGGGUUUGUUCUUUGACUUUUUUGAUGGUCGUGUGGCUAGAAUGAGAAACAAGUCUUCCUUAAUCGGCCAGGAGUUGGAUUCCUUGGCUGACUUGGUGUCGUUCGGCGUUGCCCCUGCCUCAAUUGCCUUUGCCAUUGGCUUGAGAUCCACCGUUGACUGCUUGUUUUUGACCUUCUUUGUGUUGUGCGGAUUGACCAGAUUGGCCAGAUUCAACGUCACCGUGUCCAAGUUGCCGAAGGAUACCUCUGGUAAAUCUAAGUACUUCGAAGGUACGCCCAUCCCAACUUCUUUGACAUUGGUCGGUACUAUGGCAUACUGGGUCAGCAAGGGCUGGAUUCUCGAUAACUUACCCCUCGGUGUUGUCUUUGAAGGCGGCUUCUUCGAGUUUCACAAGGUUUCCGCGUUAUUCGCCUUGCUCGGCUGUGCCAUGGUCAGCAAGAGUUUGCACAUUCCCAAGCCAUAGGUGACAACAGAUUUGUAGAAGCACCUUCUCUAAAGAUAGCUAUAAGUGGCGAACUUUGCGUACUCUGAAGAUUGCAUAAAAAUAUCUGAGGCAGGAAAACUGUAUUAAAUACUGAACGGUCCUUGAAGAUACCUCCCCUUUGAAUCAUUAUAUGUAUAGCAACAUGUAACCAAUCGUUCUUUUUAUAAACUAGACAUUUUACAGCGUUC